Scutellospora calospora is the source of this 1952-nucleotide messenger RNA. The record is from the annotation of a GenBank genome assembly. Lineage: Eukaryota; Fungi; Glomeromycota; Glomeromycetes; Diversisporales; Gigasporaceae.
GUCUAGAAACUUAUAUUCAUGGGAUAGAAAUAUGCUCUACUUCUUAUAAAAACUGUCUAAAAAACUUAAAUUCUAUAUUCUCAGCCAACUAUGACAUAAGACUAGGAGAUGCCUUAUUUAUUGGGGACUAUAAUAAAAAAAUGGAUUUUGUGGUUGGUAAUCCACCCUAUGUGAAAAUUCAUAACUUAAACGGACAAACCAAAAAUAUUAUUUCCCAGCAACAGUUAAAAGGAAUGCAAAUUUUUCCCAACAUAACCACUUAUCCGGUAAUUGCUUUAUUUGAUAAUUCCCAAAAAAGUCAGAAAUUUAAUUAUUCGGUAGUUGAAUUAAAAAAUAAUGGCAAAGAGAAAUUAUUCCCCGAAAGUAAAAAAAUUUUUGCUAAAAAACAAAAAAGUUAUUGUGAGGUAAAAAAUGCUUUUGCUACUUUGGCCGAUGAUAUUUUUAUUGCUGAUAAAUUUCCUUUUUCUUCCUCGGAUAUAAUUAAAGUAGUUAAAAGUUCUACCGGAGAAACAAAAGAGUGUGUUUUCCCUUAUCGCUAUGAUAAAGAAACAAAAAGAUAUUUACUAAAAGAUUUUGCGGAGUUAGAAACAAGCACGCAAAAAUAUUUGCUUAAUUUUCAAUCGCAGUUAAAAGCUAGGUCAAUCAAAGAAAAAGAAAAUAAUGUCAAUUUUGGGUCAGUUCCAGAAGGAAUGGGAAUAUAUGGCGGAAUAUAUAUUUUGCCUAACGGAACUGAACCUAAAGAAAUUGAAAGCCAUAUUCGCAGUGAAAAAUUUAAGGAGUUUGUGAAAAUUUUCGGGGAACAUCGGAACGGAAAUUAUUAUUUAAUUAAUUCGCGAGUGUUAAAUAGAUAUCUUAAUUAUUCUCUUUCUUUGUCAGUAUGUUUAGAAAGAAGUUUUUUAAAAUAUUUAGAAAAAGGAGCUAAAGGAGUGCGAGGCACCGGCAAAUUGAAAAUUCUCCAUCCGCAUAUUGCGGAGGAUUUGCGAAAUAUCUUAGGUGAUAAAUAUCAAGUCUAUUCUUUGGAUGAAAAGCACGGCAAAGAAAAGACAAUUCAAGGUCGAUACAUGGAAAAAAGAGUUGAUAUAGCGAUAAUGAAAGGAGAAAGGCCAGUGGCGGGAAUUGGGAUUAAGUUCAUUAUGAGUAAUUACCGGCAAAACUCCAAUAAUUAUUUUGAGAAUAUGUUAGGAGAAACUGCUAAUAUUCGGGCUAAUACUAUCCUUUACUUUCAGAUAGUUAUUUGUUUUUCUCGUUCUCCUUACUUCUACAAGGAGAAAAAUAAGGAAAGAAUUAUUAAGAAUUUCGAGAAAGUUAGUUUAAACCAUUUGGAAAAAUAUCAGGUUCUUUCCCAAGAUGACACUACCAUUUAUUUACAUUCACCACUCAAAACUCUCUUGGUUUUAGUAGAUUUUGCUAAUAUUAAUUGCGAAGAAUUAUUUAAAAGCAAUAAGUUAAGAACUAGCAGUGAACUUAUUCAAGUAGUUAAGGAAAAAGGAGCCGAGUUGAAAUUUAGUGAGUUGGAGGACGAGCAACAAAUUUUAGAUAUAGAUAUAAAUAUUAACAAUAUUAUGUUUGAUAAUGUAUUACAUUGCCCUAAAUGUUAUAAGAAUAUUGAUAGGGGAAAAUAUGUGGAAAGAGAUGGAACAAAAAUUUGCCUAAGUUGUGUUUCUACUGAGAAAAUUUCAAAAGCCUUGUUUGGUGAAGAAGUAAAAAAAGAAGUUAUUGCUAGAUGUAGUAGAAAUAUUUGUUCUAACUUAAUUUAUAAUACUGACCCGCCUCGUAAAUUUUUAAAGAAUUCUGGUUUUGAGUAUAUUUUCAGUUCUAGCGAAUCUGAAGAAAUAAUUCUAUGUGAAAAAUGCUAUCAGGAGAGAGCAAAUUAUCAAAAAAAGCAAGCAAAAAUUUUCAAAUGGGUGUGGGCGGCUUUAUCUUUUUGUGUGAUUUUUGCACUAGUUUUGUGA